CCGUCCUGUGACCGUGCAGUUUGUCAAUCGCGCCCGCACACUCAUCGCUCAAUGUUCAAUUUAAUCCGCGUGAUAUAGUAUACGCGGAACGAGUGUGUGAUGCAGCUCGGCAAAUAUAAUGAUGACGGCAUCGUCGCGUGUGAAUAAGCGGAGAUGCGAAACACUCGCACGGCUGCAAGCUGCAAUUCCGGAUUUCGUGUGUCUGAAUUAUUCUUCUGGUCUUUUUUUGUUUUUGCAAAAUGACGUCGAAACCGAUGUUUGGCAGCUCAAAAUGGCUCGUUGUAUUAGGAGUGUUUGUGGCAAGCAUAUUGGCUUCCCUUGCUCAGGAAUAUUAUCCUCCACCAGAGAGAUUAACAGGCAUGAAUCCUUGUAUAAGUAAACAAACAUGCCACGAGUGUAUACAGACCCCCCAUUGCGCUUGGUGUGCAGCACCAAAAUUCUCAGAGAAAAGAUGCUUCCUUCCGAAUAUCAACACCAAAAUAUUCGCAACAUGUCCUUCUGAAUACACAUGGAAUCCAGACAAUGUAUACAGCAUGGUACAACAUCGCAAUUUGACGAAAGGUGGUUACGCUGCUGGUGGAGGAGGAGGAGGAGGAGGAUACAUAGAGACUUCGUACUCCAACUUUUCAUCUUCCAGUUCAUCUUCCUCAUAUUCACACAGUUUAAGCAGCAGUGGUGGUAGAAGGCAGGAAGCUGUGCAGAUGUGGCCGCAGGAAGUCAAUUUAAAGCUUAGAAUAAACGAAGCUUACAGAAUGUCCUUUGCUUAUUCUCAAGCCGAGGAUUAUCCUGUCGACCUUUAUUAUCUUAUGGAUCUAAGUAAGUCCAUGGAGGAUGACAAGCAGAAGUUGUCGGAUUUGGGCCAAUUGCUGGUCGAGAGUAUGAGCAAGAUAACCAGUAAUUUCCGUUUGGGUUUUGGUAGUUUCGUUGAUAAGGUCGUCAUGCCAUACGUCAAUACAGUGCCAAAAUCUCUUCGCGAACCAUGCGACGGUUGCGCAGCUCCUUACGGAUACAAGAACAUUAUGCGGCUCUCUCAAGACACGAGCAAAUUUGCGGGAUUGGUGAAAAACGCGUCGGUAUCUGGCAACUUAGAUGCCCCGGAAGGCGGUUUUGACGCGAUUAUGCAGGCGAUAGUCUGCCGAAAUCAGAUAGGAUGGCGCGAAAAGGCACGCCGGCUGCUCGUAUUCUCGACAGAUGCUGGUUUUCACUACGCCGGCGACGGCAAGCUUGGCGGCAUCAUCAAGCCGAACGACGGCCUGUGUCAUCUUGACACCACUGGCCUGUACACUCACUCAUCGCUGCAGGAUUAUCCCAGUAUCUCGCAAAUCAAUCUCAAAGUGAAGCAAAACGCAAUCAAUAUAAUUUGGGCAGUCACCGAGGAACAAAUCAACGUUUAUAAGCGACUGACAAAACACGUAGAAGGUUCGUUUGCUGGCAAGCUGUCGGAUGAUUCAAGUAAUGUUGUGGAGCUGAUACGCGAGCAAUAUGACGCGAUCUCGAGCUCUGUAGAGAUGAAGGAUACCGCCAGCAGCGCAAUCAAAGUUAAGUACUUUUCGAGCUGUCUGGGUACAGGACCGGCGGUCGAAACAUCGAAGUGCGACGGAUUGAAAGUCGGAACAAAGGUGGAGUUUAUCGCAGAAAUCGAGGUCACCAGCUGUCCUGCCAAUAAGUCGGAGUGGAAGCAGAAAUUCGAUAUUUAUCCGGUCGGCAUCAACGAAACUCUCACAGUAAAUCUCGAAAUGCUUUGCGACUGCGAGUGCGAGCGCGAAGGUUCUAUGUAUGAAGAGAAAUCGCCCGAGUGCAACGGCGUCGGUACUCUCAAAUGCGGCGUGUGCGAGUGUUACGAUGGUUUCUUUGGCAAGCGAUGCGAGUGCAGUCCGCAUGAAGAGCUCGCUGGUUUUGAUAAGCAUUUCCAGUUGUGUCGACCGGACAAUACCUCUCUCGUAGACUGCUCCGGUCGUGGCACAUGCGCUUGCGGACAGUGCGAGUGUGAGGAACGCGAAAAUCCGGACGAAGUAAUAUCCGGACACUUUUGCGAGUGUGACAACUUCUCUUGCGAUCGCGAUCAGGGCAAGCUAUGCUCGGAUCAUGGUACCUGUGAGUGCGGACAAUGUGUCUGCAAUGCCGGUUGGACCGGACCGUCCUGCAACUGCAGAUCUUCCAACGAUUCUUGCAUCGCACCGGGAACCACAAACGGCGUUCUUUGUUCAGGCCAUGGUGAUUGCAUUUGCGGAGAAUGUAUCUGUCACGAGGAAGGAAGCAUCCGAUAUUCCGGCAAGCAUUGCAAUAAGUGUCCGACAUGCCCAAGCCGCUGCGAAGAACUUAAACCAUGCGUGCAGUGUCAGAUGUACGGCACCGGAAACUACAGCGAACCCGAAGAAUGUGCGAAAAAUUGCAAGGAGUUUGUGCCCGAGGGCGUUGAGACGGUGAUUGUCGACGUGGACAACGACGAGGUUCCGUGCUUCGGUACGGACGAGGACGACUGCAAGUACAACUUUGUCUAUUAUUACAACGAGACCAACUGUCUGCAAGUUCGCGCGCAGAACGAGCGUGAAUGUCCGCCGCAAGUCUAUAUGCUUGGAAUCGUACUGGGAGUCAUCGCGGCGGUGGUCUUGGUCGGAUUGGCACUGCUGUUCCUGUGGAAACUAUAUACGACGAUACACGAUCGACGCGAGUUUGCCCUAUUCGAAAAGGAGAGAAUGAUGGCCAAGUGGGAUACGGGCGAAAAUCCGAUAUACAAGCAAGCGACCUCCACGUUUAAGAAUCCAACUUACGCCGGAAAAUAAAAGUUAUCCAACUAGCGGGAAGGUAAUGCAAAACGUCUCAAAGAAAAAAUCGCAUCAUCGCGCUGCGAUUUACAAAUGGAUUCGCGCGCAAUUUGCGUAAAUUGUAAAUGUUUUAACCGCGUCUCAAGAUGGUGUCUCGAAAGUGUCUUCUUUUGCGAAAGCAAAAAAUUUACAGAAAUUAGAUCUAACGUUUUUUUAGCGUGCUUGAUUAUUUAAAGGGACUAAUAUUUAAAAAUUACAUUAUUUACUAUUCUUUGUUGAGAUAUUUGUCGAGAAGGACGACUUAAGGAAACUACUGCCAUAUAUAACAGACUGCAUUACGUCGCGACGCGUGCUACUCGUUUAAAACGACUUUGUAAAGUUGUAGCAUUAAACUCUUAAUCUGCGAUCACUCAAGAGUUAACUACGUAGACUAUUUUUGAUAUUCAAGUGCCUUUACUAUCGUGACGACAGUGUGUGUUUUCGUAUUAACUUUUAGUUACCCCCUUGCAUUUUUUCACGAUACACAUAUAAAGAUACAUGCGAAGAGACGCACUUUGUUUUUUGUUUUGUUAAAAUUGAAAAUGUCUCAAUUUUACAUAUUUCACGAACAUAUGCAAUAUUUUUUGUAUAAAAGUACACUUCGAAACCAAAUUUGAUACAUAUAUGCAUUUAUUCGCAAAUUUAUAUAUGAUUGUUUUAAUCGUUAGAGUUUUAUCUCUUUCUCGCACUAACCAAGGCGAUUGCGAAAGUAUUUAUUAGGAAAUUUAUAUAGAAGUAUAUAAAACUGAAUCACUAUUUAGAUUCACGAGUAGAAGCAAGUUUACAUUGUUAUAAUCUUACGAUGCAAGAAAAACAGUUAGUAGAAAGUAAAAUCUAAUUGGAAGUGCAAAUCUAUGAAAAAACUUGGAUAAAAAGAUUUAUACAUUAAAUUACAAGCGUGUGUCGACGUUCAUACUGAAAAUAACUAAUACCUUUAUGCGCGCGAUUCGUAUGCAAAUUUUACAGGAAUAUCGAAUGAGGUCAACAAGUCAAGUCCGAGUUUUGAACGCGCUGCGCAACUAUUCUUAUAGUCAUUUGUUAUUUGCGUGGUCAAAUUUUUUUUUUUUUUUUUUUGAAUAAUAAAAGCACUAUUUAAUAGUGAUUUAUUACUCGAAAUAAGUUUUGGUCGUGCCAGUAAUAAAUUUCUGAAAGGAUAUUUCGUUUUUUCAACACAUGAUAAAAAUUCUUAUUUGUAUCAGAAAUGUAAUUUUUGAAGUUAAAAAUAUCACGACAUUUUGUAAAAUUUUUACGUUCAUUCUGUGUGCUCUUCACGAGAGGAGUUUGCUCUGCAAAUUCGAACUCGCGUUAUAAACGUUAUAACUAAACGAUAACUGCACGAGUAUGACUCGUAAAUAUAGAAACGUCUAUAUCACAUAUAGCUAGUUGUAAUCGGUUAUAUAUAAUAUUUUUAACGUAUAGAAGAGAAAAAGAAGGCAAAUAACUUUUAAAGUGUUCUCACACAUGUUCUCAUCGCGUUGUCGGGGAAGAAUCUGUCCUCGAAUUUAUCAGAAACGAGAGAGUUCAAGAAUAUUGCACGCAAAGCUUUUGUAGCAACAAAACAAACUUGCGUUUGUCCCGUGUGUGCGUGAAUAUUAUUUUAACAUUCUCUUGUUUCAUGAAUCUCACGAAAAGUAUUGAUUCCGAAAGACUGCGCGCGACGGUCAGAUUUUUCCUCGUCAUUGCCACGACGAAAAUCGGAGAACUAAUAAUAGCGCGGUAUAAUACAAACUCGAACUUAUCCACCGUUGUGGAUAAGCAUCGUUAUUUUCAUUUUCGUCAUUGUGUCGUUUAGACGUAAAUUGUUUUUAUUCUUUUCGAUAAUUUUACAGUAACUCAAUUUUAACCGCUAAACGGUUCUCGCGACAUUUUUUUUUUUUUUUAUCGCGUUUCGUAUUUUUUAAUACAAGUUUGACUGUAAUUAAUUAUUGACGUUACUAUUUUGUAUGCAAUUUCUUGCAAACUCAAUAGAUUUUAUAUAUGAAUGUUCUAUGAGUGCGAGGAAUAAAAACGAUGUGUUAGUAA
This is a messenger RNA of Pseudomyrmex gracilis, 4826 nucleotides long. It is a transcript of the gene mys, whose product is annotated as integrin beta-PS. Lineage: Eukaryota; Metazoa; Arthropoda; Insecta; Hymenoptera; Formicidae. The transcript is spliced from 10 exons. The record is from RefSeq and is a predicted model, not a curated record. The coding region runs from base 240 to 2783 and encodes 847 amino acids. Gene Ontology annotation, cellular component: cell surface; integrin complex; focal adhesion. Gene Ontology annotation, biological process: cell adhesion mediated by integrin; cell-matrix adhesion; integrin-mediated signaling pathway. Gene Ontology annotation, molecular function: integrin binding.